Molecule: messenger RNA, 2535 nt
Organism: Phytomonas sp. Hart1
Lineage: Eukaryota; Euglenozoa; Kinetoplastea; Trypanosomatida; Trypanosomatidae
Source: the annotation of a GenBank genome assembly
AUGUCUGCCAAUGCGUACCCCAGCUAUGUCGGAGGUUAUCCCAUAGGGGCCUUUAUUGUACACGGGAAGGCCUCAUUGCAGACUUUAAUUCAGAGGCUUCGCCGCUAUCCCUACUCUGAGAGGGCCGAGGUCGAGAAUUCAGCUAGAGACAUUGCUGGCAAAGGGACAAGUACACCACAAUCGAUGCCCAGGGAGGACGAUAGGGUGGGGGCGAAAAAGAUUAAGCAAUGCGAGAACCUUCUCAAGCCAGGGCGAAAUGUGACCCCUUUUCGUGUGGGAGUUUGUGAAUUAGGUCAUUUACCCUUGGACAAGGUGGAUGGGCGGUUUGUGCGGAGGGAGCUGUUUGUGCGUGAGCGCGGCGAUCCGCAUCCCCACCUGAGAGCGACGGAAGACGAGGGAGUGUGGGAGGGCGGCCAGGUUCUAACCACCCUCGUAUCCUACCCCUGUUGUUAUCCUGAGAGGGAGAGGCCGUCCCAAUCCCCUCUCGAGUGUUUUUUACAUCAAUUCGAAAGCCGCGUGGAGGACGGCGUCCAUGACUACUGGGCGGUUCACACCGUUGGGGACUUCUCCAUGGAUGAGCUUUUUCAGAUUCUAGCCACGCCUCCGGCCGAUGCGGCGGGGGAUAAGCGCCCGACGGCUUUUCCCCCGGUGGCCUAUAUAAAGCAGCUGCGGGUGUACUCCGCGGCAUGUCGUGGGGUGGGUCGUAAUCCAACCGAAAUCUCCCCCCUUCACAAUCACCCCGGGGGAGAAUCCUUACCGGCGCCGCUAGCGGCGCUUGAGCGCCUAAAGUUCGACCACUUGACCUCCUCCACCACCACUCGAACUUCUGGCAAUAAAUCGAGCGAUGCGGAGGCGGCGCACUUCACCUUCUCGGAGCUUUUUGGCGGCAUUGGUAUGUUUCGUCUGGGGCUGGAGCGCGCUGGCGGGGCCUCUUUGUUUGCGGUUGAGGUCGCCCCGGAGGCCCGCGCAGUGUACGCCGCUAACUUUUUGCGCUUUUCACCGAGUCCAGAGCCACAACCUCUUCCCACCACCUCCCUACCGACGCACGGCGUUAAUGCAGGAGGGGAUACGUCUACCCUUUCCGAAACAACCGAAUUUCCAUUUCUGGGGGAUAUUACGGAGAUCCCAUCCUGUUUAUUUCCUUCGCAUGAUCUCUUGACAGCUGGAUUUCCUUGUCAGAGCUUUUCGAAGUCAGGACCCGCCACAGGAUUGCGGCAUCGCAAGGGAUGGCUAUUCUAUGAGGUCGUUCGAGUCCUGCGGGCAAGCCGACCAAAGGCAUUUUUGCUAGAAAACGUUAGCAACAUCGUGAACUUGGAAGGGGGCGAUCAACUUUGUGAGAUAUUGUCAUGUCUAGCGUGCCCGGGCCACUCCACGCGGCUGCCUGGCGGUGAGGCGCAGGGGGAAAUUCCCGAUGAUGGACGUGGAAAGUCCCGUGAUGAUCCCAUGGCAGGGUCUCAUUUUACCUCGUCGCGGACCGAUGCUUCAUCCUCACUAAUUAGGUAUGCCGUCAGCUAUCGUGUGAUUGAUGGUUCUAUUGUGAGUCCUCAAACUCGCCAGAGGGUAUAUUUUAUUGGCGUGCGUCAGGACGUCCUAUCUCAUACCAUUUCGAACGACCAUCCAUUUUCGCCGAGUAACCCUGUGGACGAAAUCUUUAAUCACGCCUUGGGGUUACUUGCCAAGGCUGGCCAUCAGGCUCCCUAUAAAUGCGUCGGGGACCUUUUAAUUAAGCAUGACCUUCCAGGAUCUCGCGGUGGGAUUGACAGCGGUCCGCCUAUCUCAUCUUUGGUACUCACAUCAACUCAGUGGGAGGCAGUACAGCGGAGCCGCACCUUUCGUCUAAACCCUCAGUGGCGCCUUGUGGAUGUGCUGGGCAAAGCUCGCACGUUGAUGGGCAGCUAUCGCACAAGUUUUCAGCUGUACUCGGAGUUUGUACCUUAUCAGGACCCCUUCAUCGCUCAAGACGCCCUUGUGGCGUUCUUGCGUGCUGAAGUUGAGGCCAAAACGGCGACGUCCAGAAAUGACUACCCCGAGAAGCCACACGAUCCUACGUUGGACGACGCGUAUUCUUCGAGAGCCGCGGGAUGUAGUCAACGGGCUCCUCUACGCUUUUUCUCUAUUCGAGAGUGCGCGCGUUUGCAAGGCAUUCCGGAUUACAUUCACUUUACCAUGGAUGGAGAAGGAAGGGGUGACCUGCAGGACGUCACUGUACACCAGCGUGUUCUUAAUCCCAAGGUUGGGGAGCCGUUAGCGAUGGGUGGAUGUGCUAGGGAUUCUAACCACACGAGAGGAUCUGAAGCGUCCAACGCGGCCCCUAAAUCGCUGGUGAGCCCCGGGUCUGUGUAUAAACUUAUCGGUAAUGCAGUCAAUCCGAUUGUAGUACAAUGCCUGGCUCAGAGCAUUGCUAAUUAUGUUUUUGCUCCACCGAAUAAAUCCUUUCCUUAUGGAAUGUUCUCGACCACGACGAACACAAAUGAUGAGCAGACGGAUUCCGACAAACAACCACCCUCUUUUAAGACGGAAAAGUUUACCGACUAA